Enhydra lutris kenyoni (northern sea otter) is the source of this 2682-nucleotide messenger RNA. RefSeq names its product SAP30 binding protein (gene SAP30BP). The transcript is spliced from 12 exons. Bases 29 to 1162 code for a protein of 377 amino acids. The record is from RefSeq and is a predicted model, not a curated record. Gene Ontology annotation, cellular component: nucleus. Gene Ontology annotation, biological process: regulation of DNA-templated transcription. NCBI's taxonomy places the organism in Eukaryota, Metazoa, Chordata, Mammalia, Carnivora, Mustelidae.
UGAAGCACUCUGGGAUUGUGGGAGUAAGAUGGCGGGGAAGAAGAAUGUUCUGUCGUCUCUGGCAGUUUACGCGGAAGAUUCAGAGCCCGAGUCCGACGGCGAGGCUGGGGUCGAAACGGCGGGCGGCGCGCCUGAGGAGAAAGGUGGAUUAGUAUCAGAAGCCUAUGGAGAGGAUGACUUCUCUCGCCUCGGAGGUGAUGAAGAUGGCUAUGAAGAAGAAGAGGAUGAGAACAGCAAACAGUCGGAAGAUGACGAUUCAGAGACUGAAAAACCUGAGGCUGAUGACCCAAAGGAUAACCCAGAAGUAGAAAAGCGAGAUCCUCAGGAAUUAGUUGCCUCCUUUUCUGAAAGAGUCCGGAACAUGUCACCCGAUGAAAUCAAGAUCCCGCCCGAGCCCCCUGGCAGGUGUUCGAACCACUUGCAAGACAAGAUCCAGAAGCUUUAUGAGCGGAAGAUAAAAGAGGGAAUGGAUAUGAACUACAUUAUCCAAAGGAAAAAAGAAUUUCGGAACCCCAGCAUCUACGAGAAGCUGAUCCAGUUCUGUGCAAUUGACGAGCUGGGCACCAACUACCCAAAGGAUAUGUUCGACCCCCACGGCUGGUCUGAGGACUCCUACUAUGAGGCAUUAGCGGGUAGGUUGUCCACACGGGGCCUGCAUCCCCACAUGGCGACGACAGUCUGCUGGCGCUUAGGAGCAGCCGGCCCCUCCACACGAGGGUGCACAGCCCCAGCCCCUGAGCCUGCUGGUGUGAGGCCUCUGCUUGGUGCCAGCCGAGGACCGGCCCUUCCAUUUGUCCAUCGCAACAGGACAGUGAGCCCCAUGGCCUGGAGGCUGGCUAAAGCCCAGAAGAUUGAAAUGGACAAAUUGGAAAAGGCCAAAAAGGAACGAACCAAAAUCGAGUUUGUGACAGGCACCAAGAAAGGUACCACGACCAACGCCACGGCCACCACCACCACCACGGCCAGCACAGCGGUGGCAGAUGCCCAGAAGAGGAAAAGCAAGUGGGACUCAGCCAUUCCAGUGACGACGAUAGCCCAGCCCACCAUCCUCACCACCACGGCGACCCUGCCCGCCGUCGUCACGGUGACCACCAGCGCCAGCGGCUCCAAGACCACUGUGAUCUCUGCAGUGGGCACCAUUGUGAAAAAGGCCAAGCAGUGACCUGAGGGACCAGCUUGGAGUGGCUCGGACAUUCUUCUUCCCGUUGAUGGGAGGAGCCGCUCCGGGGCCCAAGGAGACUGUGUAGCACAGCGACCCACGUUAGCGCGGAGGAGCCGCUCUGUUUAUUUCAGGACUGGGAUCUGCUCCCAGAUGCCACCCCAAGAGGAGCCUCUGUGUGGCUUUCCAGCCAGGGAAAGGACAUUGCCACAGAGGAGUCGGGUGCUGUGGACUGUGUGGACACACCACUUGGGGCCCGGGGCCCUAUUAAAAGUGCCGUGUUCUCCCAGCUCCGGCCUCUUGGCUGCACUGGCCUCUACUGUGGUCUGUUUUCAGGCAGAAGUGGGAGUUCCAAGUGCUCCCUCCAUCUCUUGUCAGGGUCACUACCUCAGGGUUGGUAGUGGAGCGGCCGAAGCCUGUGGCCCUAGUCCCUGGGGGUGGCCUAGGAAGUUGGCGUGGUCACUCCCAGCGUACGCCUCUUGGCACAGGCAGAUGGGAGCCCUGAGGGUAGGGGAGCCCCCCUGGUCCCGCUGUCCACUGCCCUGAUCCUGAAACCCAGCCAUUUCUCAGAUGAGAGCCAAGGCCUCUCUUCCCUUGGGGGUGACUGAGCCCUCUCCCGACCAGUUUUUAGACACACCCAGGCUUUUGAAGUCAAGCCAGUUGCCAGAAGGCCUGGGUUUGAUCCCCAGCCCACACACAGAGCCAGAGAGGCCUCAGCACCCGGCCACGGCGGCCCCGGUCCCUCAGUGCCCGGCGAGCGCGGCCAGCAGGCCCCGCGCGGUGUGGGACAUGAAUCACCUCCUGCCCCGGCCGGCGGCAGCUCGUUGUUUACGUGAAAGCCAGGCUCCUGGGAGGAUCCUGCCACCCCACCUUUCCUGUGCCUGUUAUCUCUGCCCCACAGCAGCGUCUGGGCAGCGCCAGCAGCCGCUGGGCUCCCCUUGAGGCCAAAACCGAUUUCCCAGCCGCCGCCGGCUCCGGAGUCCAGAGGGAAUUUGCUGCCUUUUUUGCUCCCUGGCAGCUCUCCAGGCCAGCGGAAGAGCUCCGUGUCGGAGGGGGAAGCCGGGCCGUGAAGAGCCGUGUAGCUUCUGGGGCACGGAGGGCUGGGAAGGCAGUCCCGAGAGCGCCCCGGUGCCUGCAUCACCGGCCGAGGGUGCUGGUCCCACCCCACCGUCCCCGCAAUUGGACUGGACCCGAGUGUGUCCCUGCUCCCGUGCCCCGCUCCACAUACUCGGGCACUGAGAGCAGUCAGUCCCCCUCCCCGCCAUUGAUGGGACCUCACAACCCUGGCGAGGACCUGCUGCCCCCUUAGCCCCAAGGGGGUCUGUGAAGGCCGCCUGCCCUGCGGCCUCCACCGGAGGCCCCUCCGUAGCUCCGUGCGGCGCCGUGGGAGUGGCGGGAGACCGAGACUCCGCACUUCUGCUCUGGAGCCUGGUUUAAACAAGUCAUGUUUUAGUCGUGUGUCUCGGGCCCUUGUCUCUGUGAGUCUUCUCUGUCAGAUCCCCGUAAUAAAGCUUCCUAAGGCA